AUGACCUCCACCAGCUCGCGGAGCUCCUCGACCAUUACGGCGACGAGGCUGUCAAAUCAGCCACCACUACAGCCGCCACCACCUAAUCCAUCUAGUCGAUUCCCAGUCACACCAGCUGUAUUGCGCUCCAUAUUCACAUCGUCGCGUACGCCCCACGAGGAGAGGUCCAUAUCUCGUGUCGCAUUUUUCAGGUUCGCCGGCUUUCUGCUCAGUUGCGUGUGCAUCAGCUUUGCUGCUGCGAGAGGAAGGGGGAUGAGAGGAAGUGCCGGUCUUCUAGGAGUUGUUUGA
Suillus discolor is the source of this 288-nucleotide messenger RNA. RefSeq lists its product as uncharacterized. The coding region runs from base 1 to 288 and encodes 95 amino acids. Lineage: Eukaryota; Fungi; Basidiomycota; Agaricomycetes; Boletales; Suillaceae. Gene Ontology annotation, biological process: outer mitochondrial membrane organization. The record is from RefSeq and is a predicted model, not a curated record. The transcript is spliced from 2 exons.